AUUUAAUUAACAAAUUAAAUCUUGAGAGAAUGUUAUCCGUUUGAAAUAUCCGUGACUACGUAAUUCAACGUGCACGUGCCACCUGAGGGAGGGAGCAGUGAGCACUCACGGCAGUGGCGGUACAUCCAUAAAACAUAACCUCUUUCUGUGUGUGCGCGACGCACGUGUGAGAAUUGUGAGAAAUGGCCAAGUCUCUGCGUAGUAAGUGGAAAAGAAAAUGCAGAGCGGUCAAGAGGGAGCGUUACGCGGUAAAGGAAUUAGAUAGAUUGAAGAAAACUCUUGGUAUUGACGAUAAUGCGUCCAAGGAUGUUGAAAUGACGAAUAUCGCCGAGAUCGCUACAGUUGUCGACGCUGAGAAAGUGAAAGGAGACGUGAAGGCUAAACGAGCUAAGACUGAGGAAGGUGAUGAAAGUGGACAGAUGGAGGUGGACGGUGCUAGAGUAUACAGUAAGAAAACAUUGCUGGACCAGUAUGGCAAUUAUCCCGUGUGGAUGAGCCACAGGAAGAUAAUGAAGCACAAGAAGGGCAGGGCAAAAACGCAGAAAGCGAACCAGAAGACAGGCAAGAGGCUCACUAGACGACAGAAGAAAGAUAAGAAAAAAACAUAAUUAAUUAUAAAUUAAAUUUUAAAGUUAAAAUAAAAAUUUUCGCAAACUCAUUAAUUUCGGUAGUACUUAAUUUUUAAGUAUUAGGAAUAAAUGCCUUUUCUUUUUUCUAAGAAUAGAAAUGAAAGAAAGAGUACCUUAUUUCUAGAAAAUUCUGAACAAUCAGGCUAGAUAGAUGAAGGAGAGAAGCGCAAAUAUCUUUUUAAUAAAAUUAUCUUCAAUACAUGUUUAUUCACUACUAAUUUAGUGCUAAUUUUGAUCACUCAAAUUCUCUUUUACCAAAUAUUUAUCAUUAAUGAAGUUAUAAGGUUUAUAAUAUCUUUAUAGUAUCUGUUGAAGAAAAUUUUUUUAUAAAUGAUUAAUUGGUAAUAAUUGUCAUAAUGUUAUAGUAUUUUAAUAUUAUGCAAUACAUUACUAAUUUCACUUUUAUUAAACUUUAAUGCAAAAGGAAAACACAAAAAUACAGAAUCCACUUUAAUUUUAUUUUUAUAUUAUAAAGCUGAGUACACACAAAUAACUAUGAUAUUUAAUUCUAUCCUGAUACUCAGUUAUAAUAUUUAAAUUAUACUAUUACUAUUAUUAGCUUGAAAAAAUAUUACAAAUGCUAAAUGAUGGCAGUGAUAUUUCACGACGGAAAUAAUUCCGCGUCUUACAGCUACUACUACUUCAGCACCUUGAGACUAAACGGAUCAAUAUCGCUUUGUGUAGUUAGAAAAUCAAAAAUAAAUAUUCUAAAUGUACAGCA
Messenger RNA from Wasmannia auropunctata (little fire ant), 1350 nucleotides. RefSeq names its product protein LLP homolog. Bases 183 to 608 code for a protein of 141 amino acids. Gene Ontology annotation, cellular component: nucleolus. The transcript is spliced from 2 exons. NCBI's taxonomy places the organism in Eukaryota, Metazoa, Arthropoda, Insecta, Hymenoptera, Formicidae. The record is from RefSeq and is a predicted model, not a curated record. Gene Ontology annotation, molecular function: RNA binding. Gene Ontology annotation, biological process: dendrite extension.